Molecule: messenger RNA, 357 nt
Organism: Kwoniella mangroviensis CBS 8507
Lineage: Eukaryota; Fungi; Basidiomycota; Tremellomycetes; Tremellales; Cryptococcaceae
Exons: 1
Coding region: 1-357 (118 amino acids)
Source: RefSeq, a predicted model, not a curated record
AUGUCCGCGCCACCAGAACUGAAUCGACAAGAGGAUGAAUCACAGACAGACGCCCAAUCAAUAAUUGAAUCAGCUUCCUCACCUACACCGACCAUACGUCAUUCUCAACAACAGUCACAAAUUCCAACGGCCGCUCAAACUUUCGCUGAUAUAUUGAAAUCCCAACCGCCCAAUCAGACGGGAGAGAAUAUGUCAUCGUUAGCACCUGAGCUUAAAAGAUCGAAUAGUGCCCAACAGCAGGAAGCUCUAGGGAAAGGUAGACCGGGAAGUUCAGGUUCGAAUAAUACCACUAAAGAUGAAGAUGAACAGGUGAGUAAUCCAUUCAUUCAUUCAUUCAUUCAUUCAUUCAUUCAGUAG